This is a messenger RNA of Loa loa (African eye worm), 330 nucleotides long. RefSeq lists its product as hypothetical. The record is from RefSeq and is a predicted model, not a curated record. The transcript is spliced from 2 exons. Bases 1 to 330 code for a protein of 109 amino acids. NCBI's taxonomy places the organism in Eukaryota, Metazoa, Nematoda, Chromadorea, Rhabditida, Onchocercidae.
AUGACAGCAACACCACAUUUUCUCUUUGCAGCAAUGACAAAAUUACAUCAUCCUGGAACUGCAACAAAUUUGCAUCAAAAUUUAACAACAGUUUCAUCAAAAGAAAUAUCAAUGUCACCACCGGUAAAAGAUCAUGAUGAUUCGGAUUUAUGCGUUGAACAAACAUCAAUUACCGAAUUGGAGACUACUUCAGUAACACGUCGAUCAUCAUCUACAUCAGGAAAUGAUGAUUUAAUACCAACUAAGGAUAGACAUAUGGUGAUGAUGAUGAUGAUGAUGUUGUUGGUGGUGGUAGUUGAUGUUGAUGGUGUUGAUGUUUUGCAUUAUUAG